CUAUGUGACUGUAUGGAUGAUUAAAUAUUUAGUUUAAAUUCAAGGUAAAACCAUUGGUUGGUAUCUUGGUAUCAGAGUUCAGAAGAUGGGAUGCAAUAGUAUUAUCACAUUGCUAUCAGUGUAGCUUCUCUGAGCUCCUGAAGACAUUCCUCCACUCGAAGUUUAAACAUUUUAGAGCAUCUCUACAAAAAGCUUAUAUAAUUUAUGCCAAGAUUAGACCUUAAAAAAAGGUGUUCAUAUUUGUUUACGGUGAGGUGGAUGGAGAGGAGGAUGGGAGGCGGCCGCCGCGACCACCACUCCCGCUCACUACUCCACCAACAACAACUACUACUACUACAGUAAUCGAGAGGACAUAAUAGUCACCUCAGUCUCGUAUAUAAGAGGAAUGGCUGAGCCGGGAGCUGGGACGCUCACGUGUCUCAGGAUCGUGGAAGCAUUCUAGUCAGUUGUGGCCAGUCGGGAUAGUCUAGUCAUGUAGGAGCUGCUUCCCUCCUUCCAUGUACCCACGCAAGCUCUCCAUUGUCCUUCAUAUGCAUAAUAAGGAGUCUUGGUUGUGAUGCGUGGUGGAGGGUGGGCCCGGGCAAUACGGGUGGUGGGCGUAGUAGUACUGCUGUGUGUGGCAUGGCUCCAGCUUGCACUCCCUCCACUACCACAUGACCCACAGUCUGCCUUUGGGGGUAGUGCUCGAGAGACUCCAGAGCUGGACCCUGCUCUGAGUUUUCAACGAAGCCCUACUUCAAAGUUCCUAAAGUUAAAGACGCAACCUUCAAGUUCCUCCUCUGUCCCUAAACUGACUCCUGAGCAAAUAUUGGAGAUACGUGAGCAGAUCCAACUUCGCAGUGGUAAUGAAACGGUUUUGAAUGAAGAAUUAUUUGGUCCAGUGCAGCCUGAUACUAUUGUUAUAGCUGUUCAGGUGCACAAUCGACUCGAGUAUUUACGUCAUCUGAUUGUGUCCCUUGCACAAGCCCGGGACAUAGAUUCUGUUCUUCUGAUAUUUUCACACGAUUAUUUUGAUGAAGAUAUUAAUCAGUUAAUUACAACCAUUGACUUUUGUAAGGUCAUGCAGAUUUUCUAUCCACAUUCUCUACAGACACACCCACACAGCUUUCCUGGGGAGUCACAAGGGGACUGCCCAAGAGACACGACACCAGAGGAAGCUGCUCAAACUAAAUGUGUAGGCACACCAGACCUCUAUAAGCAUUACCGAGAAGCCCGGUUCACACAAACUAAGCAUCACUGGUGGUGGAAAGCCAACAAAAUCUUUGAUGAUGUGUGGAUUUUGAAAAACCAUACUGGGUUGGUCUUGUUUUUGGAGGAGGACCAUUAUGUAGCCGAGGACUUUUUGCACAUGCUUCGACUUCUGACAGCUGCCAUUCCUCGAGCCUGUUCCAAAUGCUCGCUUAUUACAUUGGGAAACUAUCUAAAGAAUUACAACUUCCACACAGAUGCAAGAAAGGUUGAAGUGACGCAAUGGGUGUCUUCAAAACACAAUAUGGGGUUUGCAUUCAACCACACAGUGUGGCAGCAGAUCAAAGCUUGCAGUGCCAAGUUUUGUGAUCAUGAUGACUACAACUGGGACUGGUCAUUGCUACAUGUGAGCAACGCCUGUCUCACACAGAAACUGCACACCCUUGUCCUUCGUGCACCUCGAGUCUUCCACAUCGGGGAAUGUGGUGUUCAUCACAAGAAAAAGGAUUGCAGUUCCCGUACGGUUCUUGUCAAGGUGCACCGUGCAUUACAAGCUGGACAACGUACGCUAUUUCCACGUCAGCUUGUAGUUGUACAUACACCACCAAAGAAGGCUAAGAAACAUAAAGGCAAUGGUGGGUGGGGUGACGAGCGGGACCAUGCACUCUGCCGAUCGUUCAGUGUGUCGACCUCUCCAGAUAGCAGCAUAAUAAAUACCCUUGUGAUUACGGGUUCACUGGUCAGUAAUAGCUCAAUAAACAGCAGCACACUAGUCAGAAGUGGCUCUUGAUUAUGGCAUUGUACAUUUUUUCUACCGACUUAGAUGAGGCAGAAUAUUAGUGAAGGUAACCUUGGGCUGAGCUCCAUCAGGCUUGUACAAUUUCGUAAUUCAUUAUAUAUAAUGUAUCUAUUUCUACCCAUAUAUUUAUAAAAGUUUAUUUUAUUUUUCUCUCGUGAGCCAGAGGCUCGAGGGAGUUUUGGCAUGUGAAAGGUAGCUUUCAUUAAGGAAACCACAUAAAGAAGUGGUACCAAAUAUUCUUGACAAUCGAUUUAGAUACAGCUGCAUUAGUUAACAAGCAGUUAAUCUCCACUACUUGAUAACUCGUACAUUGUUUUCGAGACAGGUCUUGUGCGAGGUCACAAAGCACAUAACGCUAGUUUAUUAUGAAUAGGAUGGGUAUAAAAUACCAGCGGGUGCCAAAAUACCUCACUAUUUUGCAUAUUCUCUGGAGAUUUUCAUCUCGGAAUUGGUUGAUUUUGCACCAGCAGAAAGGUCAGUUUGUGAUAUACCAGUAUCAUUAAGGUAUCAUUUUGUGAUAUGCUGGUAUCCUUAAGAUAUCGUUUGGUGAUAUCCUGGCAUCAUUAGAGUAUCAUUUUGUGAUACCCUGGUUUCUUUAAGAUGUCAUGCAUUAACUUAUUGUAAGGUCCAAGCUUUAUGAUACUUUUCUGAUGCUGUUGAACUGAAUUAUUCUUGGCUUGAGAGUACCUAUUAUAAGUUAAUUAUAUUUUUGUAUAGAUAUUUAUUAGUUUGUGUGCAUAUUUUGAGUUAUUUUGCGUAUAAAGCUUUUAUCUGGUAGUAUUUUCACUUCAGAAUGUGUCAAUAUUAUGUGUGUUUUUAACACUGGAUCAUCGUAUAUGUUGUUUCAUGGAGUGAAAUGCAUGUUAUGGCUUGCAGAUGCAGUCAUUAACAGAACGACCUGGCAUAAGCUUUUCCAAAGAACAGUUGCGUGAAUGGUUAAAGGAAUAUGUACCGUUUAUUGUUAUCUUUGAUGGUUACAAAUGUCUACUGCACAAAUUUGAUUGUACCAAUAGUAAUUUUGUUCUACAAUAUUCAUGAUGCAUUGAUGGGUGCUCACAUUGUAGUUAUUAAAGCUAGAACUUUAAUAACAUUAUUUGCUUAUUUAUGUUCUUUCAAGUUGUGAAUUUUAAGUGUCAAAUAGAACUGUUUGUAUUAAUACAAUACACUAUGAAACUUGUUUACCUAUAAGGCAACCACUGAAGGUCAAUAUCCAUAGACUUGCUGGUAAACCAUUACCCGUCGUCAUGAUUAUUCUCUUGGAAUAUUCAACAUAAAGAGAGUUUUCUUCAGCUUCUUGCUGUCUAAACUGUUUAUGAAAGAGUUGCUAUAUUUUGAAGUUUGCUACCCAGGAUUAUAAUAUUUAUUUAAAACUUUUUCUUAGUUUGUAUCAUUGAUUGGUUGGGAAUUACUAAAGGAAGAAAUGGCUACCAUGUGCAUAUUAUUUUAUUUAACUGUUGUAACUGUGAAGGAUGCUUUCUCUUGGCUGUUAAGUCGGCCCAUUCUCUUCAUUUGCCGCUCCUUAAAAAUGCAACUGUUUUUGCCAAAAACCAAAAUGUACGAGCCCAAGCAACUAACCUAACGUAUUGAGGUCUAUGAAGAGAAAAUGUCAAUAUUAUGGAGCUUCCAGUUUUUAGUAACAAGUCACAUUUUUAACCGAUUGGUCAAUUUUGUAAUAAAGUGUGAUGCAUUAGGCAUGAGGACGGGUUGGUCAAGUAUGUAUUUAAUGUAUUUACUUUAUACACAGUAUUCCAUUAAUCCUAAGUCAGAUUAUAAUCCAUACAGUAUACUGAUUUAAAGUAUAUUAAUACCAGUAUCUAUAACAUUAUUGAUCUCUGUAAUGGUCUUCAGAAAUUGACAGUACAACACCUGCUUGAUAAGAUACUAGCAAGCAGUAGUAUGUUCAGGUUCCCAUGUUUCAUCUUUCCUAAAGCAAGUACAGUAUUGUUCUAUAUUUAACUCAAAUGCUACUUAGCUCUGUUGAUGACUAGGGCGUGACGAACAGGAUGCUGCAAAUAUCAAUAGGACUUUGAACUUGAAUGGUGCCAUUAGGCACCUAAGUACAGUAUCAUCAUUAUCCAAUCAGUUUAUACAUCAUGUAGUAUUUACAUUUGUAUAUAUGAGUAUUGGCUCGACUAUGAAGAUGUCUUAUUAUUUACAGUCUUAAAUAUUAGGAUAAGUAUGCAGUGAAAGAAUUAAUGUUGCUUUUUAUAUUUUCAUAGCCCCUCUGUUUGAAUUAAUUUAUUAUUUUUUACUCUUAAAGGUCAAUUGCAAUUAUUAUAGAAGUUAGUAGAAUUAAAAUACGUGGUGUUAUUUAUUAAUUUUUUGGUUGAACAAAAUUUAUUGUAAAACAAUAAUGUACUGGAUACAACAACAUGCGAAGGCAGUAGACCUUCCAAUAAUAUGGAAAAACAUAAUAUCAGUUUUUAAGGAGACAGUCUAAUGGCCUUAAAUUAUUGUGCAUGCCAGUGUCUCUGACAUUAAUCACACUAGAAUUUGCUGUAGAAAAUAUCCAAACAUCAGGCAUAGAGUAGUGGAAAAUCUUUGAAUGAGUUUGAAUUGAAUUUGAAUUUCCAAUUAAGGAAAUUGUAAUUCAAAACUGGAAAACAUGUGUUAAGGGAAAAAAAACUCCUACUAAACUUAGUUGUUGAAUUGUAGAGUAGUGACCAAAGGUAAGGUAAUAAUCAGGCCUCCAUCAUCCUCUGCUGUCAAGACACUUGAUUACUAAGACCCGGUUUGGUGCCUUCUUUUGAUAAUUACUUACUUACUUACUAAGAUGGAGAAACAAGCUGGCAUAUACACUAGAUUAUGUAUGAUGCCUGUCUAAUGGGAAAUUUUAGUAUAAUUUGGUAUUAUAAAGCAAUUUAUAAUGACAACAUUAAGGAAAAAUCAUGACGGUACCAAUAACUCAUGACAAAGUGCUAAACCUAGAGUUUAUUUUUUUAUUUACUUUAUUUAUAUGUACAAGAGUUCUUACAUUCUUGUAAAGCCACUAGCACGCAUAGCAUUGUGAACAGGUCCUUAAUCCUAAUUUUUUCCCGGAAUAGAAAAGAUAAGUUCAUUGUUAGAAAAGAUAAGUUAAUAAUAUAUAUAUCAUAGCUGAAAUUUUAUCCUUGAUUGCAUAUCACCUUUAAGAGAGUAUUUUGAUGUGUUUUUUCAGUUAGAUUAAUACCUUAAAGAUUAUUUUCCAUGGCUUGAUGUUAUUUUAAAUGCUCCAUUUUUUAUUCAGGCACAUUUGUUCCAUUGCCAUUUUUCAUGUUCCAUUCAUGUACAUUCUUUGAUCUUUUCUUUAACUCAUAAGUUACAUUUUUGAAAAAGAUUGCCUCAGUACAUAUACCAGAGGGUGAUUAGAAAUGGGAAAGUAAAGUAGAGAAUAACUGUUUAUGUAGGUGUCUGUACCUGCCUAGAUACUUUUAAGCCUUUUAAAUUAACUUAAUUGGCCUCCAGGACACACAAACAGCAAUUUUCUGGCUGAUCAAGCAUUCACCUGGGAAACCCGGUCUCAAGCAGUACUGUGGCACUAAAAUAUACCAAAAAACUGGCCAGAGGUAAUGAAUGAAUGUGCACUGUUUUAGAAGUGAGCAGCCAACCAUCAAAUAGGUUCUAGUGAGAAUAUGCCCAAAGAAAAUAACUUCUUUUCUUUUUAGAAUAUAUAUAGCUCUUAACUUUAGCUCUUAACUUUGUAUAUAUAUAUUUUUGCUGUUUUUUUUUUUUUUUUUUUUUUUUUUUUUUUUUUUUUUUUUUUUUUUUUUUGUAGUUUAUGUAGAGUUUGUUCUGGGCACUGGGAACCCUGUAGCCCAUCUGGACCAAGCUUCCUAGUAUGGAAAGAGCAUAAUGCAAUGGGUCUGUCUCAUGCAAUAUAUGCAUUGUGAUAUUGCAAUGUUUUAACCUGAUACAUGUUAAAUAUUUUGCACGUUUUAUAGCCAGAUUUCUUUUUUAUUGUGAAGUACAUAGCAUUCUUUGUAUGCGUGUUUUAUAGCUAGAUUUUGUUUAGUUUGUAAGGUAUAUUGUAUUCUUUCAGGAUGCUGCUUGCAUUAUAAAUUUUGUUUGCCACACUAGAUUGUGAUCUGAUGUGCCAUAUUCGACUAAAAUGUAAUAGAAUCUGUUAUGUGGAGUAUAGAGUUAUGGUCUGUAUCAGAUUUAUAUGUUUGGUAAUGUAGUAUAGUUUGGUAAUUUAUGUAGGUAAUGCACCUUGGUAGGGUUCAGCUGUACCAGAGCACGAUGUGCACAAGUGUCCAUGUUUAGUCUAGUCUGCAUGAUAUACAUAUAAACAGUGUUCUGGUAAUACACUUCAGCUCAUCAAUUACAGUAUAUGUGAAUACAAUAUGUAAUAUAUAUAUUUGUUAAUUUAUUUAUUUAUUUAUGACACAAAGACUGCACAAAUACACGCGACAUUAAUCACUUGAGAACUCUCUUGACCUUACAGUACCAGGAUUCGAACCUCCCACCGGCUGGGACCACCCCCCACCCCCUGGUGUACAGGGUUCUGUAACCACUACAACAAUAAUUGUUAGAAUCCUGGUCAGGUCAAAAAGAGUUCUUGGUGAUUGAUGUCACCAUUAAUAAAAAAAAUAUAUUUUUUUAUUAAUUUAAUUAUAGAUGCACACAUAUACAUACAGUGGGGCCCUUUACUUGUGGAAGGUUUUCAUUUUGGUUGAGACUUCCAGCUUCGUGACAAAAGUCCAAGUCAAGUGAGGUUGUCGGAAUGCAGUACCGAGGAAUGUAAAAACUAUUCAACCAAAUCUUUAAUGGUUAACUUUCUCCAGUUGAUUUUGAUAUAUCUGCUUUAUUUCAAACUGUGCUCAACAUUGUUUUCUAUCUUUUUCACCAAAUAAAACAUGGUAAUUUUUGCUUCAAAAUUGUAAAUAAAAAAGUACAGUAGUGUAGAUAAUAAUUUGACAAAAAAAAAAUCCUGAUGCAACAUAAUCCCCCAGAUUAACAAGAGGGAAGUUGGAUUACAAUGAUAAGUUUGAGUGGGUCCCUCUAUGUAAAACAUGGCAACAUUUGUCGAAAGCAACGGUAAUAUUGUUUGUGUUGAAAAUUUACCUUAAUUUGCGUGUUUGAAUGUCAUCUUCAUCCUGAUGAAUGAAAUACCUUUCACUCAUCAGAAUGCAUCUUUGCAAUCAGCUCAGUCAUACAUCAUCUCAAUUGGUGUGUUCAUCGAACUUGAAUUUAUUCAUCUCCAUCCAUUCAUAUUAUGCAUCCAGUCAACCUAUUUCAUGCAAGUAAAACCACCCAAGCACACUGUUUAUCUGGAAAGCACUAUUUUUACACCAUUUUAUCAGUCAUACAUCUUGUAAAUUUUGCAGUUUAUAGGCUAAAAAUUUGGUACCUUAGACUAAGACUAGUUUGUUUAAAACCGAUGUCACAUGGCUUGAAGUGUCUGUAGAAAAUUGGUUAGAUUGCAUUUGUAUUUAAACAUGUCUGGGGAAGUUAUGAACUUCAUUAUGAGAAUGUGAUAUGAGAAAAUCCACUAGGGCAAUGAGGCAACCCGUUCUCUUAAAAAGAACGUCACUUUUGGCUGGUAUGCGCACUAUGGCCAAAUUUGGACGUAAUUUGAAAUGAAAUCCACU
Procambarus clarkii (red swamp crayfish) is the source of this 7557-nucleotide messenger RNA. RefSeq names its product alpha-1,6-mannosyl-glycoprotein 2-beta-N-acetylglucosaminyltransferase. NCBI's taxonomy places the organism in Eukaryota, Metazoa, Arthropoda, Malacostraca, Decapoda, Cambaridae. The record is from RefSeq and is a predicted model, not a curated record. Gene Ontology annotation, cellular component: Golgi stack; Golgi membrane. Gene Ontology annotation, biological process: protein N-linked glycosylation; oligosaccharide biosynthetic process. Gene Ontology annotation, molecular function: alpha-1,6-mannosylglycoprotein 2-beta-N-acetylglucosaminyltransferase activity.